UAUAUAUUCUGAUGAAAUGAUUAGCUUGUUUUAAUAACUGAAUGUUAUUUAAGAACAGGAUAUAUUCUGUGAAGACAAAAAAGUUAUACAUGUGUAUAUAUAAAAUUCAUUGGAAUUUCUAUGAGGAAAUCUAUCUUAAGGGUCCAGAUGAUCUUUGCUGUAGAGCAGAGGCUUCCUUAAAUGGAUUGUGUUUGAGUUUUAACAGCAGUUAUAAAUCAUUACAGUGUUUUUGAAGAGAACAAAAUCAUAAGCUCUUUAUUUAUUCACACAGCCCUCUAACUGUUGUUGAAAACGAUGCCUAAUGAAGAUAAAUUAGGUAGUUAUGAAAGAAGACAAAGAGCACAUGUGAUAAAGUGGUGCCAGCUUUAAUGAAUUUAAACAACACACCGAAAGACAAAAGACACAGUGAGUGUGAUGUGACAGUCUCUUCUCAGCCCUGCCAUCAUCAUUAUACACAAUGCUCAAAUUGUCCCAGUUACUGCAAAGAAUAAGAUGCUGAAGGACUCUAAGUCACCCCGGUCUCAAAACAGCUUUGAUGGCAGACAGGGACUAUAGUCUUUCUUCUUCUACAUCCAAAAACUGUCUUUCAUUUGUGGUAACCUGGGGCAGAGAAUCCAAGUGAUCUUAAGCAGGAUAAACAGAUAUUUAUUGUUUGGCAUGAGAUACUAGGUAUUAAACUGGCAGUUGUGAGAAGAGUCCCUAAGUUAAUUUAAUAAUUAAUUCCUCUCUCUCAUGAUCUUGGAAUGGUCCAUCAGUUCAUAAGUUCAUAUUUUGCUCCAAAAUACAUUGGAUCAUUUUUGGCUCGGGAGCUUAAGAGGAAAUAUUGAAGACAUCUGUAUAUCAUAUGCAUGUGACAGGGCCAAGGAGUGUUUUGUUUCUGCUGUUACAAAAAUUUAUUCACAAAAUGCUUUCAAGGCUAUUUGAAUAGAGGUCUUCAUGACACACAGUGGCAGAAUGUGAUUACUACACUUUGCGAAACUCCCAAACUACUAAACAGUUUAGUGUCUUUCAUUUUAAAGCACACUUUCUGUUUAUCUCAGAAGACGAGUAUCAGUCCGUCCAGUUGGUUGAAUCAGUAUUUCAGGCCAGUGCUUUUACACACAUAACAACGAACCUUUGUAAGUGGUGUGACCAGUCCAGUCCUGUGUGUGAAGACAACAUCUGCAUGAGCAACUGCAACUUCAGCUCCUUUUGUAACCAUGCCGAGGAGGUCUGCGUGGCUAUAUGGAAAAAGGAGAACGACACUGUGAGCGUGCAAACUCUAUGCCACAAUCCUCAGAACGUCCUGGAGAACAUCAUGCUCUCUAACACCAGCUCCACAGAGUGUGUAAUGACUUCAGUGCCCUCUGAGAACAGUAUGCUGUUUCUCUGCAGCUGCAUCCGGGAUCAUGACUGCAAUGACAGGCUCAUCUUUGACAAGGGAGCAAAUGGAUUCUCAAGGUCAAGGAGUAAAGAGGUGAUUCCAGUAGUGGUGAUAAGCCUGGCUCCUCCUUUUCUAGUAGCUGUGAUUGCUGCAAUGGCAUUCUAUAUCUACCGCACACGCCACCUCAGCAAGCAACCCAAAGACUGGGCACCAAAGCGUACACAUUACCAGUCACUGGACCCACCGGAGGCGUGUGCUGGUGAAGCCAACACCAGUGACUACCAUGGCAAGCUUCUUUCCCUUGGGGAAGAUGCCAAUUCAGACAUAUCAUCAAGCUGCGCCAAUAGUCUAAACCACAACACAGAGCAUUUGCCUAUCCAGCUGGAGGCCUUGGUUGGUAAGGGACGAUUUGCUGAGGUCUGGCGAGCACGGCUUAACCAUAGUGAAUGUGGCCAGUAUGAAACUGUGGCAGUAAAAAUCUUCCCAGCUGUAGAAUAUGCCUCCUGGCGCAACGAGAGGGCCAUCUUCUCCGACCCCAACCUGAAGCACGAGAACAUUGUGCAGUUUCUUACUGCAGAGCAGCGCGGAGGUACAGCUAGUGCCCCCCAGAGGCAGUACUGGCUCAUCAUGGCUUAUCAUGCCCUGGGUAAUCUGCAGGACUACCUAGUGAGCCAUGUGCUGGGCUGGAGUCAGCUGUGUGCAAUGGCAUCCUCAGUGGCACGAGGUCUAGCACAUCUGCACAAUGACACAACACCAUGUGGAACGCCCAAGGUGCCCACUGCACACCGGGACUUGAAGAGCAGCAACAUUGUGAUGAAGAGCAACAACGAGUGUGCUCUGUGUGAUUUUGGCCUUGCACUGAGACUGGACAUCUCUCUCACUGUGGAUGACUUUGCAAACAGUGGUCAGGUUGGAACAGCGCGUUACAUGGCCCCUGAGGUCCUAGAAUCGCGUGUGAAUUUGGAGGAUUUGGAGUCCUUCAAACAGAUGGAUGUGUACUCCAUGGCCCUGGUGAUGUGGGAAAUGGCCUCUCGCUGUGAUGUUAUAGGAGAGGUGAAGAGCUACGAGCCUCCAUUUGGUUCGAAGGUGUGUGAUCAGCCGUGUGUGGACAGCAUGAGGGAUCUGGUGCUGAGGGACAGAGGACGACCCGAUAUCCCACUCAGCUGGACAAUACAUCCGGGAAUGCAGAUGCUAAGUGCCACUAUUACAGAAUGCUGGGACCAUGACCCAGAGGCACGUCUGACUGCACACUGUGUGCUGGAGCGCUUUAACACUAUGGCACAGGAAGAACUGGAGAGCAGUACAGUCUUUGUCUCUAUCGGCAGUACUACUGAGCAGCAGGACUCCCCUCUCCCAUCUAACUGCACGGAGAAUGACACUGGCACGUCGGCAGCUUGUUCGCCUCAGGCACAAACCACAGUCGAUGUUCAAGCCUCAACCUCUUUAAGGCCAUUGAGUGAAGUCUGACCACUCCUCCCCAAAGCCCUAAAAACCAGACUUGUUUUUGUAAUAUAUAUUGGUUCAAUAUGUGGAGCUGGUCUCUGUCAUCAGGUUUUGAUUAUUUUUAAAUAUUAGCUUUUUUGUUUUUGGAAUUAAUGAACAUAAUGCACCACUGAAGAAGGACUAAAGGAUAAGCAAGAUAAUAUAAGCACUGGCUUCUGAGUUCGUGAUGUUCCCAUAACCUCUUCUUACACAUGCAGAAGUUAUUUGCCCCGAAGCAGAGUCUAUGUGAAGUACCUUUACAAGGAGCACUUUAAGGAUUUUCAAUAUUUAGUUUGUAGAGUAUAUACAAAAUUUUGAUUUUGGCAUAUCAGAGAUGCCUGAGAGACAGAGUUAACACAGCAUCAAGGAAAAGAUCCGUGCUGUGUUGGCAAAGUGUGUGCACCAUUUCUACUGGCAAAAAAAUGUUUUCCAAAAACUGUUUACCACACAUCAUUUUCUCAUUUGAGUUUUUCCAUUGCCCUCUGAAUCGCUUGCUUUUAACAACAAUGCGGUCAUCCCAUGAGCUUGGCUUUGGGAGGGGCUUCAAUUCGAUUAACCACAAGCCCUGAAGCAAACAUACGUUUUAAAGACCCAACACGCAAGCAAGCGGGAAGCAAACUUUUUUUUUUUUUUUCAGAUGAAGGAAAGUCAGAAAGCGUUUUAUUGUUGCUCUAAAUUGAUCUGUGCACAUAGGCCUGUCUUUAUGGAAACAAUUCAUAGCUGCUUUGAAAUCUGCCACAAACUUGAGGUCUAAGUUCCUUUUGGUUAGGAUCAUUGUUAUAUUGCUAUAAUUACUGUUCGCCUGCUUCAGUUGCUGCUAGCCAUAUUGUCUAACUCACUUUAAGUAGUCACACACUCAUCUGCCAAGAGGUUAUGGGAAGAGAUUGGACCAGACUUUCAUCACAAAUUUACCUAAUCAACAGAUGCAGUUUUUGGAAAGAAACAAAAAGUUUUUUUUUCUUUUGGUAAAUUAAAUCAUUGAUUAGAAAGUGAACACAACUGAAGACAGGUUUUAUUUCUAGACUCAAGAGUAAUGUGCAUGAAGUAAAAUGACCCCAAUUAAAAUGGCACAAACACCUAGAGUAGAGCCUACACUUAGUUUUCUGAAGAGACAUCUGUGAAUAUCUGUGAUCUUAUAGCAUAAUACAGAUCAUGCACUGAGUAAAGUGACAGAAAGAAGUUUGUGAUAUGAAGGAAAAAAAAGAAAGAAAAGAAAUCAGGACAUUUUUGAGCCAUUUUGUCCUUUCAUUACUGUGAACUGGUGUCACAACUGUACAGAUGAUAUACUUGUAUAAAGUGUUUAUAUACAGUG
Molecule: messenger RNA, 4157 nt
Organism: Tachysurus fulvidraco (yellow catfish)
Lineage: Eukaryota; Metazoa; Chordata; Actinopteri; Siluriformes; Bagridae
Gene: tgfbr2l
Product: transforming growth factor beta receptor-like
Exons: 7
Coding region: 1166-2830 (554 amino acids)
Biological process (GO): cellular response to growth factor stimulus; transforming growth factor beta receptor signaling pathway; heart development
Cellular component (GO): signaling receptor complex; plasma membrane
Molecular function (GO): metal ion binding; type I transforming growth factor beta receptor binding; SMAD binding
Source: RefSeq, a predicted model, not a curated record